This is a messenger RNA of Cyanidioschyzon merolae strain 10D, 1803 nucleotides long. Its product is annotated as coatomer protein complex, subunit delta. NCBI's taxonomy places the organism in Eukaryota, Rhodophyta, Bangiophyceae, Cyanidiales, Cyanidiaceae. The coding region runs from base 1 to 1803 and encodes 600 amino acids. The transcript has a single exon. Gene Ontology annotation, cellular component: cytosol; COPI vesicle coat. Gene Ontology annotation, biological process: retrograde vesicle-mediated transport, Golgi to endoplasmic reticulum; endoplasmic reticulum to Golgi vesicle-mediated transport; Golgi localization. The record is from RefSeq and is a predicted model, not a curated record.
AUGGUGGUUCUCGCGAUCGCUAUUUUGAACAAGCUCGGCCGGCUACUGAUUUCUCGUCAGUUUCGUGAGAUGCAGCGGACCCGCGUCGAAGGUCUACUCGCCGCUUUUCCGAAACUUUUGGAAAACGAGAUGACACGGAGUGGGGAGAAUCGCCAACACACGUUCCUCGAGUCGGACACGGUUCGCUACGUAUACCAGCCAGUGGAAAAUCUCUAUGUGGUGUUAAUCACGAACAAGACGAGCAAUAUCGUCCAAGAUCUUGAGACGCUUCGUUUGGUCAGCAAGUUGCUCGCAGAGCUCAGCCCGAUCGUGGGAGUGAUCGAUGAAACCGCCGUAUACGAAGCAGCUUUCGACUUGAUCUUUGCCUUUGAUGAGGUCAUCGACUGGGGCGGCUACGCAGAGGCCGUGAACGUGCCUCAGAUUCGUCAGUAUCUCGAAAUGUAUAGCCACGAGGAGCGCUUAGCAAAAAUGAUCAAAGAGAGCAAAAUGCAUGAGGCGAAAGAGGAGAUGCGUCGAAAGGCGAAUCUCAUUGAGAAACAGAAGCAAGACCUUGCGAAACUGCCGCCCGAGAUACGACGCCUCAUGGGCCUUGAAGGGAGCUCAGUUUCGGCAGGCUCUGGCGCGCCUGCAGUGUCUACCGGUGCGUAUUCAACGGGGAAUAUGCGAGGAUUCGGGCCCCAAGACUUUUCUGGUGCUCUCGGAGGCAGCACUCUGCUUGGCGAUGUUGGACCUGCUCCGUCCUUGACGCUGGGCGCCACCAGAAUAGCAGCGGACCAGUCGGCAAGCAUCACGGUUUCAGCCGGAGGCCGGGGUCUGUCUCUCGGGAAGCCAAAGGCUCGCACCGAGGACUGGAUGGCGCACCUGCAUGCUGAGAGUGAAACAUCUUCCGCAGAUGCGCAACGCUCGCGCGUUACUCCCGAUCAUACGGAGCCUACAGCGUCGCAACGAGCUGCGAAGACAGUCCCGUCCGAAUCCGCCACUCGAGCGGUUGCAACAUCUUCAAUCCCUGCGUCUGAUUUCCAUCUAACGACCGAGGAGAAGCUGAGUAUAUCACUCACUCGUGACGGUCGACUCGAGAGCUUUCAAGUACACGGCGAGCUUCUCCUUCAGAUACGCGAUCAAAAGCGGGCACACGCUCGCAUCCGGCUGAAACCGCUUCCGGAAUCGAUGAUGCAAAAGGUGCAGCUGCGACUGCAUCCGAUGUUGGAUCGUUCGCUUUGGCAACAGUCGUGGGUGCUCGCACAACGCAACGCGGAGCGCCCGUUUCCCUAUGGUAGCCCGACGCCAAUGAGCCUGAUCAAGUGGCGUUUUCAGUCCACUGAUGAGAGUCUGCUGCCUGUGCUUCUGACCUGUUGGCCAACAGUCUCCAGUGAUGAGACGUCGAUGACGAUCGAGUAUGAGAUGAUGUCUCGCGCAUCGGUUUCCUCAGACUUGUGUCCUCCGUCAUCGCUGUCUUCCGUGCAGGUGCACGUACCGUUGCCGCGAACAGCAGUACAGCCUGGAUUCUUCCAGUUGACACGUGUGGACGGCCGUGCAACGCUGGAUGAAGCCGCCGCUGCCGUGCUUUGGACGUUGCCUCCGCUGGAGGCGCCCUGUAGCGGUGCGCUAGAGUUUACGAUUGCAGCUGUAGAAAAUCCCGAGCGUAUGUUUCCGAUUCAAAUACAGAUAUCGGCCACAGAGGUUUAUACGAAGCUUGAAAUUUUGCGGGUGGAGGUGGCGACAUCCCCAGAGUCGGUGCCAACGGAGGAGACGGCGUUCACGCAGGAGCAUCGCCUGCUCACCGAUCGAUUCGAGAUUGUAUGA